Messenger RNA from Labeo rohita (rohu), 7109 nucleotides. RefSeq names its product SET binding factor 2 (gene sbf2). The record is from RefSeq and is a predicted model, not a curated record. The coding region runs from base 111 to 5894 and encodes 1927 amino acids. Lineage: Eukaryota; Metazoa; Chordata; Actinopteri; Cypriniformes; Cyprinidae. The transcript is spliced from 41 exons.
ACCGCCAGUCCACGCAGGCGCACUGGCUCCCUCUGUGUCAAACAUGGCUGUGCUUUUGAAGAAAGAAAAAUGCUGAAUUGUGUUGCAGAAUUUCGCCAAAAGAGGAAACAAUGGCUAGACUGGCUGAUUAUUUCAUAGUGGUGGGAUACGACCAGGAUAAGGCUGGAUCCGGUGAAGGAUGUGGCAAGAUCAUUCAACGCUUCCCCAGAAAGGACUGGGAUGGCACGGCAUUUCCCCAGGGUGUGGAGAUGUUCUGCCAGCCUGGUGGAUGGAGACUGUCCCGUGAGAGGAAGCCCCCGACAUUCUUCACAGUGGUGCUGACAGACAUAGACUCGGAACGACACUUCUGCUCCUGUCUGACCUUCUUUGAGGCAGAGGUUAACCUGCAGGGCUCAAAGACGCUGGAGGCAGAUGGGGAUGGAGCUGAGGAUGUGGAUGAGGAAGAGGAGGAGGAUGGUUUGAUCCAGCCAGCUCAAAUCUUUGCACCCAAAAGUUUGAUUCUCGUCUCCAGGCUGGAUUACCCCGAAAUAUUUAGGGGCUGCUUGGGUCUGAUCUACACCGUGUACAUCGACAGUCUGAGCUUCCCUUUGGAAGGGCUGGUGGCAAACCUCUUCACAUGCUUGGUCCCGGUGGCAGGAGGUUCCCAGAAGCUCUUUUCACUGGGAGCGGGGGACCGGCAGCUCAUCCAGACCCCACUCAAUGACACUCUGCCAGUCAGCGGGAAAAGUGUAGCACUCCUCUUCCAGCAAUUAGGAAUCCAGAAUGUUCUUAGUCUCUUCUGUGCGGUUCUGACAGAGCACAAGGUUUUGUUCCACUCUUCCAGCUAUCAGAGACUAGGAGAGGCCUGCCGUGCCUUAGAGUCCCUCAUGUUUCCUCUUAAGUACAGCUACCCCUACAUUCCCGUCCUCCCAUCUCGACUGCUGGAGGUGUUGAGCUCGCCUACGCCCUUUAUCAUCGGCGUGCACUCCAUGUUCCAGAGCGAGAUCCAAGAGUUGCUCGAUGUGAUCAUUGCUGACCUUGACGGAGGAACAAUUAAAAUACCGGAGUGUAUACACCUCUCCCAGCUCCCUGAACCCCUGUUGCACAAUACUCAAAAAGCACUAUCCAUGGUUUUGCACCCAGAUCUGGAAGGAGCAGAUAAUGCCUUCCCACCCCCUCGUUCUGCUCCAUCCAACCUCAAACUGCUGGAUAAGGAGGUGAGGGCGGUCUUCCUGCGCUUGUUUGCACAACUCUUCCAGGGCUACAGGUCCUGUCUGCAGCUCAUUCGCAUCCAUUCCGAACCAGUGAUUCACUUUCACAAGGCUGCCUUCCUGGGUCAGCGGGGCCUAAUAGAAAAUGACUUCCUGACCAAGGUGUUGGAUGGCAUGGCCUUUGCGGGAUUCGUGUCUGAACGGGGACCUCCAUACAGAGCCUGCGAUCUGUUCGAUGAGCUGGUGGCCUUAGAUGUAGACUGCUUUAAGGACGAAGAGGAGAACCUGAUCAAAUUCCAGAAGCGCUUGAGAGAGCUCUCCGAGCAGCUUUACAAAAACGAGAACCCAAACCCCCACAUGGCCUUCCAGAAAGUGCCUCGGCCCACCGAGGGCUCGCACCUGCGAGUGCAUGUGGUGCCCUUUCCAUUGUUGGAGGAGGAGAGGGUGGAGGACUUGAUACAAGAGGGCCUGGCCAAGCAGCACACCGCCCCUAUCAGUACCCGUCCAGAGAGGAAGUGUGUGGUGCCUGCUGGACCCCCUGUGGUGUCUAUCAUGGGCAAGCCCACCUCGGUUUUUAACAGCGCUCGCAGACUGGAGGUGGUCCGGACGUGCAUCGGUUUCAUCUUCGACAACAAGACUCUGGAGACAGAGAAGACACUCCCUGCGGCUCUUCGGGCCCUUAAAGGCAAAGCAGCACGCCAGUGCCUGACCGAAGAGCUCAGCCACCACGUGCAGCAGAACCGUGCUAUCCUGGACCACCAACAGUUUGAUCAUAUCGUUCGCAUGAUGAACUGCGCUCUGCAGGACUGCUCCACCUCAGAGGAAUACACUGUAGCCACUGCAUUGCUGCCCCUGACAACGGCCUUCUACCGGAAACUGGCAGCUGGCGUGGACCAGUUCGCCUACACCUGCGUACAAGACCAUCCCAUCUGGACCAAUCAGCAGUUCUGGGAGGCCACCUUCUACUCUGAGGUGCAAAACCAGAUCAGAGCGCUUUACCUCACCGCCCCUGAGGAAAAACAACUCAUCACUGCCAAGAUCAAGGAGCAGAGUACAUUGUCCACAGCAUCCAGUGAGUCAGAACGAACUGCUAUGGACCUUGCAGCAGAGCAGCUGCGUGCUUGGCCCGGUCUGAGCAAAGAGAAGCAGCUGGAGCUGGUGAAGAACGAGGAGAGCACAGUGUUCAGCCAGGCCAUCCACUACGCCAGUCUGAUGGUCUACUUGCUUGUACCGCUGGACACAAGCAAAAACAAACUCCUGCGCUCCGCGCCUGCAGCUGACUGGGAGAGCGGCAGUAACAGCAUCCUCACAAACAGUAUUGCAGGGAGUGUGGCCGAGAGCUUUGACACUGAGAGCGGAUUUGAAGACUCUGAGACCAGUGAUGUUGCCAACUCUGUGGGGAGAUUCAUCUCUCGUUUCAUUGACAAAGUGUGCACAGAGAGUGGAGUGACGCAGGAUCAUAUCAAGAGUCUGCAUAGUAUGAUUCCAGGUCUUGUGGCAAUGCAGAUGGAGACUUUAGAGGCUGUUCAUAGAGAAAGCAGAAGACUGCCUCCCAUUCAGAAGCCCAAGAUCUUGCGGCCUGCCCUGCUGCCUGGAGAGGAGCUGGUGUCCGAGGGGCUACGGGUGGUUUUAGACCCUGAUGGUCGAGAGGAGGCCACCGGGGGCCUUCUGGGGGGACCGCACAUCCUGCCAGCAGAGGGAGCACUUUUCAUCACCACAUACCGUAUUGUUUUCAAAGGCACUCCUCACGACCCACUAGUUGGCGAACAGGCCGUGAUCAGGAGUUUUCCGGUAUCCACUCUAACUAAGGAGAAAAAGAUCACCAUUCAGAACCAGCUACAGCAAAACAUGCAGGAGGGGCUUCAGCUGAGAUCUGCCUCUUUCCAGCUAAUUAAGGUGGCGUUUGAUGAGGAGGUGAGCUCAGAGAUGGUAGAGAUCUUCAGGAAACACCUGCAGCGGAUACGCUACCCACCAUCCAUCUUCAGCACAUUUGCCUUUGCAGCAGGACAGACAGCACCGCAGCUCAUAUUACCCAAGCAGAAAGAGAGAAACACGGGCUUACGAACACUAUCGAAGUCCAUUGUGAAGGGGGCUAAGAGGGCAGGCAAGAUCACAAUGGGCCGCCAGUCCACUCUGAAGAAAAACGAAAAGGGCAGUCGCAUGACGUGGCACGAGGAUGAUGACAUCUCCAGUAAGUAUAGGUCACAAAGCUGGAAAAAUGUUCUAUCUCAGCAGUCAUGGCUCAUUCAGUUGUGUAAUGUUGAUGUUUUAGUCUCAGAUGAUGGUGAGCCCCCUGCCAGCAGCACACUGAAGGCCUCAGAGAAGUCCACUAUGGAGCAGUUAGUGGAGCGAGCGUGUUUUCGUGACUACCAGAGGAUGGGCCUGGGUACCAUUAGUUCCACAAGGUCUAAAAGCGGAGAGCAAUUCCGUGUCACGGCAGUCAACAGGCUCUACUCAUUGUGUCGCAGUUACCCUGGUCUCCUGGUGGUGCCUCACACUGUGCAAGACAGCAGUCUACAUAAGGUGUCCCGCUGCUACCGGCACAACCGCCUGCCAGUCGUGUGUUGGAAACACCCUCGCUCCAAAGCGGUUUUACUCCGUUCGGGUGGUUUUCACAGCAAGAGCGUGGUUGGACUUUUCAAGUCUCAGAACCCUUCUUCAGCAGCUCCAGCUUCCUCAGAGACCUCCAGCAGUCUGGAACAAGAGAAAUACUUGCAGGCCAUCCUCAGUUCCAUCCCCAUCUACUUCAAACCCAACGGCAGCAACACCCUCACCAAUCGCUCCCUCAUCGGCUUGUCCCCAGCAAGCGAAAGAAGGGCAUCAAGAAUACCAAAGAUGGCCCCUGUCCAUUUGGACAUUUCCUUCACCAAUAGCUUCACCAGAGGAGUACUCGGGUACAGGGAUAAACUAUUCACUCACUCAAACCAAAAAGCUUCAGCUAAGGGAAGAAUUCACAAUCAAGGCGUGUGGGCCAGUCUGCGCUCCAGCAGCAGAUUCAUCCAGCAUCCCGCUGCUGCCGACGUGGGCGCGCGAUUGGCUGGCAAGGAUCUGGCGCCCCCUACAGGCAUAGAGAACCUCCAGGCCCAACUCCUCAAACAUCAAGCCGCUCUCUACAUCUUUGGCGAAAAGUCUCACCUCAGGGGCUUAAGACUAGACUCAGCACUGAACUGUGAACUGGUGCCAGUAGAGUUUGCAGACACAAGACAGGUGAAAGGCUCCUUCAAGAAGCUUCUGAGGGCAUGUGCACCCAGUUCCAUGUCCUCAGACACAGAAGACUCGUUCCUUAAGGCUCUAGAGGAGAGCGAAUGGAUGCUACAGCUACACAAGCUGCUGCAGCUGGCUCUGGUUGUGGUGGAGUUGCUGGACAGCGGAUCAUCUGUACUAGUUAGUCUUGAGGACGGCUGGGACAUUACCACUCAGGUGGUUUCCCUUGCGCAGGUGCUCAGUGAUCCAUUCUACAGGACCUUAGAGGGGUUUCAGGUGCUUUUGGAGAAAGAGUGGCUGUCUUUUGGCCACAAAUUCAGCCAGCGUGGCAACCUGACCCCCAGCAGCCAGGGCAGUGGCUUCACUCCCAUCUUCCUCCAGUUUCUUGACUGUGUCCACCAGGUUCAUAACCAGUACCCCCUUGAGUUUGAGUUUAAUCAAUACUAUCUGAAGUUUCUGGCAUACCACUACGUCUCCAAUCGCUUCAAAAACUUCCUUCUGGACUCGGACUACGAGCGCCUGGAGCACGGCACAUUGUUUGAAGACAAAGGAGAAAAGCAGUCCAAGAGAGGAAUCUGCAUCUGGGAGUCUAUCAAUCGAAUGCACCGCAAGAGCCCUGUCUUCUUCAACUACCUGUACAGUCCCUCGGAGACAGAGGCCGUUUUGAAACCACUGAUUUCGAUUCCCAAUCUGACGACAUGGGAGUUCUACACAGGGGAGACGCUGUCCACAGGCCCCUCUUAUGACUGGUGUAUGCUGGCUGUGCGCUCACAGAGCACGGAAGAGUCAGACACCAUCGCCACCACCAAGAGGAGGAUCGUCUGGCCAUGUUACAGCAGUGUCAGCCGUGCCCAGCCUGAUGCCAUCACCAAACUCUUGGCUGAAAUUGAGAGGCUGGAGGGAGAACUGGGACAGCCGUCUGAGCCCUGGCACACCACGCUGGAGAAGGUGCGAGACAGCAUCCAAGAAGACCUCAAACAAGAGGGCAAUCUGCACAAGCAGUCAGUGUCCAUCUCUGGUUUGGUCCCCACCUCCAACAUACAGGCCUAUCAGCGACACUCCAUGUUACAUCUACCUGACAGCGGCCUCGGAGAGGACAGCAGCCCCACUGCAGUCAAUGGGGUUAAUCGCAGAGCAGCCACGCUGUACAAUCAGUUUACUCCAAAGAAUGAAGACAAUAGAUCAUUUGAGGGAAUCCUGUACAAGCGAGGGGCAUUACUUAAAGCUUGGAAAGCUAGGUGGUUUGUUCUGGACAUAACAAAACAUCAGCUGAGGUAUUACGAGACAGAUGAGGACACAAGCUGUCGUGGCUUCAUUGACCUGGCUGAAGUGGAAUCUGUCCUGAUCGCCACACCAACUAUAGGAGCCCCCAAACACAUCAGUGAAAAGGCUUUCUUUGAUCUGAAGACCACUAAACGGGUGUACAACUUCUGUGCAGCAGAUGCUCAGAAUGCCCAGCUCUGGAUUGAUAAGAUCCAGAGCUGCAUCUCAGAUGCAUGAAGCCUUUUUCUUCAACAUGACUCAUCAGCACCACCUCUCACUGCAGGGAGACUCACUGUGCAAUUAGUAGGACCGUAGUAAAACCUUCAGUGCCUGUCAAAAAUCCAAAAGACUCCUGAGAAACACUGCACCUGAGCAGUGAUGUACAAAAACACUGCCCUAUUCGCUAGUCUGUGGAGCUGCAUCCCCCACUACCUGCGCUCAAAAACUUGAUCCUGAGCUUCUGUUCAGGUGACUGGUGAAAAAGAUGCAAUGCACUACCCUUGACUGACAUUCGCUGAACAAACUGCUACAUGCAACUAAGACAAAGCAAUAGCACUAAUCUUAAACUCGGGGGUCAAUAUAGUAGUGACGAGAGGUGUGUUCUGCAAUAAAAAACAAAAAUACUGUUGCUGCUGUUAAAAUGCAAAACAACCACCAAAAUCUGACAACUGUUUAGAAAGAUGCACAAUGUGUAAAAGGCGAACGAUUUGCACUUAAUGAUAUGCACUCCGUACAAAACAGAUUUUUAAUGACUAGAACAACUAGGCUAAAGGCAUUAUGUUUUAACUGCAUAUAAAAGCUUGGAACAGACAACAUUAUGCUCUAGUGUGCAAAGUAUUUUUAUAUAUAUUUGCAAAAAAGUUUUCUUUUUUUUUUUCAGUAUGAAUGUUAUACUCAUGCAUAACAAGAGUUGUUGUUCUGUAAAUUAUUUUUCAAACAUUAAAAGUGUCACCUGUGUGUUUUUGUUCAAUGGAGAGUCUUAUGUACAGAUAUUACAAUUCCAGCUUUUUAUAUUCUGCUGACUAUGCUGUUAAAUAUGUUUUUCUAACCUUUUAGUCUAACUUGAAAUAAACACUCAUAUUUAUACUUAAUUACAGACAAUUUACGGACCAAGAAAAGCACUUCUUGCCUGAGAUGGUUAUAAAUAAGCCGUUUUGUUCGAAAUGAAGGGAAGAACACUAUAUUUCUCCAUUCUCUGUGAGGUUACAUGUGAUGUUGAUGGCUUUUCGAGACACUAUGGUUUUAUCCAUUUGUUUUGGUAGCGUAUCUGUAAAGUUUUAAGAAACAUUAAAAAAUAUCAGACCACAUGUCUGUUACUGAACCUAAAAUGACGUUACUGUAUGUACAAUACCUUGUGGUGCCACUAAUGUUUCUGGUUUGUUUACUGUUUUUGGUUAUGUUACAUUUUGGGUUUUGCUUUUAUUUGAAAUAAAUCUAGACAAGUUGAAUUAC